UUGGGGCCAGUGCGGCGCCGGAGCCUGGGGACACCUGCAUGUGGAGCGGCGGCUGCACCUCGGACAGGGACCCGCUGUCCAGGCGGCCGUUCACGGCUUCCUGUGCUUUCCUUUCAGUGCCUGAGGACCUCUCCUUAGAAGAGCGGGAAGAGCUCCUAGACAUUCGUCGAAGGAAAAAGGAACUUAUUGAUGACAUCGAGAGACUGAAGUACGAAAUCGCCGAGGUCAUGACCGAGAUCGACAACCUGACAUCCGUGGAGGAGAGCAAAACGUCUCAGAGGAACAAGCACAUCGCCAUGGGAAGGAAGAAGUUCAACAUGGACCCCAAGAAGGGCAUCCAGUUUCUGACGGAGAACGGCCUGCUGCAGGGCGCCCCGGAGGACGUGGCGCAGUUCCUGUACAAGGGCGAGGGCCUGAACAAGACCGUCAUCGGGGACUACCUGGGGGAGCGGGACGAGUUUAACAUUAAAGUGCUCCAGGCUUUUGUCGAACUCCACGAGUUUGCUGAUCUCAACCUCGUCCAAGCCUUAAGGCAGUUCCUGUGGAGCUUCCGGCUCCCCGGGGAGGCCCAGAAAAUCGACCGCAUGAUGGAGGCGUUCGCGUCCCGCUACUGCCUGUGCAACCCCGGCGUCUUCCAGUCCACAGACACGUGCUAUGUGCUGUCCUUUGCCAUCAUCAUGCUCAACACCAGCCUGCACAACCACAACGUGCGGGACAAGCCCACGGCCGAGCGCUUCGUCACCAUGAACCGAGGCAUCAACGAGGGCGGGGACCUGCCCGAGGAGCUGCUGAGGGGAUGGCCCCUUGUCUGGGUGCCCCAGGGGGCUGAGAGGGCAGAGGCAGGCCUGGGUGAGGUGCCCACGGACCCAGCAGACCACCUGGCGGGGAGCCGUCCGAAUGGCCCAGACCACAAGGCUUGUCAGGACGCGGCUGAGAGUUGGACGGACGGUUGUGCAUUUUCACGAGGAAGGAAACAAAACCGAGCUUGGCUCCUGGUGGCCCCCUGGCGACGGUCGUUGUGCAGGGCUGGGCCAGGCUCCUGCCUGCGCGGCUCUGCUCACAGGCCUCUGCUGGCAGGGGGCCGCGUGAAGACCUGGAAGCGGCGGUGGUUCAUCCUCACGGACAACUGCCUCUAUUACUUCGAAUACACGACGGAUAAGGAGCCGCGGGGGAUCAUCCCGCUGGAGAACCUCAGCAUCCGGGAGGUGGAGGACCCCCGGAAGCCCAACUGUUUCGAGCUUUAUAACCCAAGCCACAAGGGGCAGGUCAUCAAAGCCUGCAAGACGGAGGCGGACGGCCGGGUGGUGGAGGGCAACCACGUGGUGUACCGCAUCUCGGCGCCCAGCCCGGAGGAGAAGGAGGAGUGGAUGAAGUCCAUCAGAGCGAGCAUCAGCAGGGACCCUUUCUACGACAUGCUGGCCACGCGGAAAAGGAGGAUUGCCAAUAAAAAGUAGCUUUCCUCGCCGGAACAGGUAAAAAGCAAAACCAAAACCCCACAGCAGAGGGGCCGGGUGAGCAGCCCAGGAAGCGGUGCGCCAGCGCGGCCCACGGGCCCGCCGAAGCCUCACGCGCGCGUCUGGUGAGCGACACCGGGCGUUUCCCUCCCGCCAACCUGGGCCUCGCAGCCGUGUCCACUCGUCCUCCUCGCGGUUCCUGUGGCAGCGGCGCCUGGGAGUUGAGCCGCGACCAUCCACGCAGCAGACUCAGGCGCGAGGUCUGCCGCGGAACCUUGCUCGCUCCAGUCGCCACACAUGCUCAUUCGUGAUGGUGUUCACUGUUCUAGAAGCUUCUGUUUUAUAUCAAAACAGGAAAGAAAAGCUACCACUUUUUUAUUCAGAUUUUUUUCUCAGAUAUAUAGGACUCUAGCUUUUAUAUGCCUUUUUAUAUUCUGAAAUUAUGAGAGAUACUUACUUUCUGAUAGUAUUUUUAGAAUGGCAGCUAUAAACGUAACUCUCGCCACAAGUAUGUACUGUGCACUGAACAGAAGUGAUGUAGACACUAUAUAUGCAGCAGCCGGGCGGGCACCGCUCGGGGGGCGCCCUCAUCCCUCCUGGGACAGGGAGGGUCCGAUUCCCCGGGGACCCCUCAGCUCAGGCCUGGUGGCCCCCCAGACACUUCCUAAAAAGGCCAAUCAGUACCGUUGAUGAUUGGGGGCAUUUGUCCCAUAACUCAGAGCCCCAGCACAGACCUGUGUGGAACCAGAUGAAACUGCCCGUGUGGGACGCCCACAAGCCGGUUUCAUCGGUUCCACUGAACACGGGGCUGGUUCAGCCGGCGGCCACUGCCUUCACUACUGAGAACCUUCGUGCAGAGAGGACACUUGUGUCCCUGCUCUGACCGUUGACCAGGUUCCUCACUAGGACCGAAGGCAUGGAAGUAACGAGAGACACGCUCACUGCACGUUGCGGAGCGGGGCGGUGUGGCGCUUAGGGUUUCCUGUAAACGGUGCACAGCCCCAGGUGCACGCCGUGGGGCACCUCGCAGGCCCAGGACCGUGUGCUGGCCGGGCCCCAGCACAUCCCAGACCGACCGAGGCGCACAGGUGGCGGGGCUGGAGCCGUGCCGGCUCUCCUCUCCAGGACACACGCCUUUCUUUUCCUUGGGGCUUUGUUCCUGUCGCCAGGACGGCCUUGCCCACGGGGCUGUUCUAGUGGUGGGCCCCUUCCCACGCCAGCUCCUCCCCCUGCCCGUCCGCUUGGGCACACCCUGGACGUGCACCCUUUAGAGGUCUCCCCGUCAAAGCCCAGCCCGAGAAGUAGAAGCCGACUGACCUGUGCACGGACGUGGAGAUCCGACGGCAGGAGGAACUUCCUGAGCGCGGCCUUGCUGAGACUGGGUGGCCGUGGGCCUGGGCCUCGAGCUGCUGAUCUUGACGUAGCUUUAAGUCACACUAGACUACAAAGGGCUGAGCCCACGGCCCUCCGACAUGCAUCAGAUGGGCUCUUCUGGCUGAUUCCCAAGCUCUUCGGCUUUGUUAUUGUACCGAUACCUCAAAUUCGAAGCUUUAGUUUUUGAGAAAGGCAAGUCUUCGUUCUCAAAAUGCCCGGCUGCUGCAUGUGCAACUCUGGCCUCCACACACAGACGCGGCAGCGCUGCCCCCGGGCUGGCCGCAUGCGCAGGACUGCCCGCUCCAUCAGUCCCCACGCGUGGACAUUGUCCUGUGACCCAGGUAGGACCCUGGGGAGACAGGCUUUCUGUCUCUCGGGUGUGGCCUCAGCGGGGCUGGGAGAAGUGGACGGGAAACCCUGGAGGGAUGUUUCUCUGGCCGCCUGUGAGGGGGACUCGGUGCAGAAAGCCAUGGUGCUUAAGCUGUGUGCUUGCCUCAGAGCUACGGGAAACCACCCAGGUCCCGGUUUCGUUGUGACAGUAUUAACCUAACAGGCACAAAGCCAUCACCCCCGAGCCCUCAGGCAGGCCUGGUCUGAAAAACCCACCAGACGCGGAGCUGGCGGCCCGGUGCCUGGGCCAAUAUGAUCAUGUUCAUCCUCUUCCUGCCCCCCCCCCCCCCCCCCCCCCCUGCUGUUUUAUUAUCCCCACUCUGGCCAAAGACAUGCUCCCUGAGACCCAGGGCAGGCGGCGAGGGGCGCUGGGCAGAUGCAGCAGCCCCCCAGCCCACAGCCUCUGUUGGCAGAGACCCAGACAAGCAAGCGUCCUCAGGAUCACAGGACAUUUUGAGCAGUUUAACGUGGUACCAAACUGAGUCCCGACAGAAGCUAUUUCUAGGUGAAGCGAUGCCUAUUUUUCAAGUUAAGAUGCACAGACCUACGUAGAUGCACUUUGCCGAAAAGUUAGGUCUGGUGUAGACCAGAAGCCACACGUGAUUUCUUGUUUUCUUAGAAGACAUUUCUAUUUACAGUAAAUAUCGUUAGUAUGUAAAUAAUGUACAUAUAUGUUGAUUCCUGGAGUGUUUAUUCAAUGUAUAUACUCCCACAAUUUGCAUGAAGAAAUAUCGUACAUCAGUAUUUUGUUGUAAAUAGUAAAACUGGAGGGGGUGUGGCUGUCAAAUACUAUGUUCACGGAAUAAAAGGAAAUGCAUUGUUACAAGA
Molecule: messenger RNA, 4046 nt
Organism: Myotis brandtii (Brandt's bat)
Lineage: Eukaryota; Metazoa; Chordata; Mammalia; Chiroptera; Vespertilionidae
Gene: CYTH3
Product: cytohesin 3
Exons: 12
Coding region: 39-1454 (471 amino acids)
Biological process (GO): regulation of ARF protein signal transduction
Molecular function (GO): guanyl-nucleotide exchange factor activity
Source: RefSeq, a predicted model, not a curated record